AUGGCGAAGAAAAACCGCUCAGCUUCUCAACUGGAGAGUCUCAAGGAUACUGUGAUGAAAAUGCGUGCUGAAAUGAUAAAUCUAAAACAAAAUAACGAGAGACUUCAAAAAUUGGUUACUAGUCGCUCUUUAGCGGGAAGUUCAGGAAGUUUGGGAGCACCACUGAGUCCUAGUGGUAGUUUGAGUGAACCAAGGCGAUAUAGCCUGGUUGAUACUGCCUCGAGACCACCAAUGGAAUUACCAAAUACUUUUGAAGAAACCGAAGAAGAAAAUAUCCCACCAGCUCCUGCACCAGAUCCACCCCAAACAAUUAGUCCGACUUCUCAUAUUGAUUUAACUCCUCCGCCUCAAGUUGAAUCCGUUCCUCCAGAGUCCUUAAGUACCACUGUUGUGGAUGAUAUUGACCAUCUUGAUGGUAAGAAGAUAUCAAUUGCUGUAUAUUUGGGCCAACCUGAUUCAUUUCAAAAAUACUCGGAAGAGAUUAUGGACUGCGACUACUAUUACGCUAAUGUACCUUCUUUGGAUAGUCUUAGUCCUAAUGGAGAGAAUGGUGAUAAUACCAAUUUCACUGAGUUUACAAUUGCCUAUACAUAUAUUUCAGGCAAGACAACUUGGCAAAAUCUUGACUAUAUCGUGCGAAAAACUUUCAAAGACUAUCUUUCAAAGAUUGAUCCAGGUACUAGUUUGGGGCUCAAUACCGAUUCAAUUACAUCUUAUCAUUUGGGAGAAGCUAAAAGAGGACCGGAAAUGGGUUUUCCAGAGCUUUUACCAUGUGGAUAUAUUGUUGGCAAUGUGAAAACACUUUACAUCUGCCUGCAGGGUGUUGGUAGUCUCGCUUUCGAUAGUCUCAUCCCUCGUAGCAUUGUUCACCGAUAUAUUAGCCUCUUAACGGAACAUCGACGGUUAAUCUUAUGUGGUCCUAGUGGAACAGGAAAGUCCUAUUUGGCACGAAAACUGGCAGAAUUCCUGGUUGCACGCUCAGGUAGGGGAAAUCCUGCUGAGGCAAUUGCCACAUUCAACGUGGAUCACAAAUCUUCAAAAGAACUUCAGCAAUAUUUGGUUCACGUAGCAGAACAAGCCUCUAUGGUGAAUUGUGUAUCAGAACUGCCAUCCGUGAUAAUUCUUGAUAAUUUACAUCAUGCAUCAGCGCUUGGUGAUGUGUUCUCGUGCCUUUUAAGCGCGGGACCAGCGUCAAAGUUACCCUGCAUCAUUGGGACCAUGUCGCAAGCUACGUGCAACACGACAAAUCUACAGCUUCAUCAUAAUUUCCGAUGGGUGCUAACAGCUAAUCAUAUGGAGCCCGUCAAGGGUUUCCUGGCUCGCUUUCUUCGUCGGAAGUUAUUUACAUUGGAACUCACGGCUCAUAAUACCCAACCACAGCUAUCUAGUAUUUUGGCUUGGUUGCCCACUGUGUGGCAGCACAUAAACCGUUUCUUAGAAACACACAAUUCUAGUGAUGUAACUAUUGGACCGCGUUUAUUUCUUUCAUGUCCGUUGGACAUGAAUGAUUCCCAAGUCUGGUUUACGGAUGUGUGGAAUUACCACUUGGCGCCAUAUCUAGUCAAUGCUGUACGGGAAGGUGUGCAGCUCUAUGGGCGUCGCGGUGGUGUUUGGGUUGACCCAUCCACAUACAUACGCGACACAUAUCCUUGGCCAGUGGGUCCCACAACGGUACCCUCAUUGCGUCAGAUAAAUGCUGAAGACGUGGGACUUGAGGCAGGACCAACUGGCAAUAGUGAACAGCAAGAUCCACUACUAAACAUGCUAAUGAGGCUUCAAGAGGCUGCCAACUAUAGCAACAACCAGGAUCAAGAAUCAGAUUGUGCCAGUCUUGAUUCAAACAUCACGCAAGAUAGUUUUGCAGGGGGCGAUUAAAGUCAUUUUAGAAUUUGGAAAAUAAUUAUUAAUUUUGUAAAUGGAUGGUUCUAGUAUUCCUCCAUUUAUUGUAUAUUUAUCUUUUAUUUUUAUGUGUUGUUGUUUGAAAUUUUUAUGAAUUAAUUCACAAUCUUAAUAACUUAGGAAAUUUUCAUAGUUCAAUUAUUUAGUUGGCGCAUUUGAGCUUUUUAUUAAAUUACGAGGUAAAAAUCAAAGUUCUAACAUUCGUCCAAGAGUGGUCUUUUACAAGUAUUUUUUUUCCUUUUGUUGUUUUCACUCCUAGGAAUUUCAUUAAUGAUUUAACAAUUUUAAUUCAUUUAUGAAUAUCACUCAAACUACAUACAUAUACAAUACCAUUUUGACUCAUAAUUGAACUUCCAUUACUAUUAAAGAAAAUUUACCACACUGGAUCAUAGUAUUUAUAUCAAAUUUAAAAGGCGAGGAAAAAAACAACCCUAAUAUUUACACUCAUUAAAUAGCUACAUACAUAUUAUACAGUAUAAAAAAAACAAUAAUACUUAUAAAAGAAAUUUAAAAAAUUGAUAUGAAAACGAAUUCGCAUAAAUUUUAUACUUUCAUAAACAACAAACACAGUGCUUUGGAAAGAAAUAUUGUGAAAUAAAUUUGAUUAACAUACUCUCUAAAAUAAAAGUGUAUAUAAUGAGGGCUAAAUAACUUGAUAAUUCAAUGAAACAAUAAAAUAUAAUAUUUCCAGUAUA
Phlebotomus papatasi is the source of this 2594-nucleotide messenger RNA. RefSeq names its product protein sickie-like. The record is from RefSeq and is a predicted model, not a curated record. The transcript is spliced from 3 exons. Lineage: Eukaryota; Metazoa; Arthropoda; Insecta; Diptera; Psychodidae. Gene Ontology annotation, biological process: neurogenesis; nervous system development. Gene Ontology annotation, molecular function: ATP binding; ATP hydrolysis activity. The coding region runs from base 1 to 1875 and encodes 624 amino acids.